UUUCUCUCCGCCAUGCUCCGCAUAUCCUUUCCCCUCUUGCCCUCAUAGCUCCUGAUGCCCGGCAUCCCGUUGAUUCCGUUACUUCCCUUAUCAACCUCCAACUGUUGGAUGUCGUCGUGGGUGUCCCUUUUUUUGUCUUUUUUUCCUUUUCCUUUUCUUUCACUGAGAGCUCUUACUCCCGCAGCUGGACCUGAGCUAAUCUGUCCGAUCAUCUGCCCGGAACAGCUGUUGAUUUAUCCUUUCUAGUACUCGCCGUGACUACAACCGACUGACUCCCUCGAUCGUGAAGAGCGGAUCACACUCCCAUCGCUGUCACCUGCUUGGGCACCCCGGGUUAUACAGCAACGACCACACCUUCUGAACCCUGUUCUUUUCCCACUUGCGUCGUGGCCCACCUUCGUUAUCUUGACCCAAAAUGCGACCCUUCAUAGAUGACACAAAGCGGCGAGUCGACCGUCGGCUCAGCGCAAGCAGGCAGUCGAUAUCCAACAGCCGCAUAUUCUCUAGCGUUCUCCCCGAACGGCUAAAAGACGACCAUGACGCACAGGUCGAUUUCACAGCACCCCCGGGCGGGAUCGGAUCGCGGGAUGGUCACCUGCAGUAUAUGCAGCAGUCUAUAUUCUCCAUGAUCGCGGCCGUGGGCUCCAGGUCGGACUUCCAUGCGCGCUUCGAGGAUUCCAGUGAUAGUGAUGGUGAGACAGAGGAUCGCCCUCGGAAAGAUUAUGGGAACAUGGCUGCCACAGCUGGCGCACUACCCAGCAAGAGCGAACGGGAAACACAGCCGUCGUCAUCCAAACCGCAGAGUCCAACCCCGGAACGAGGACGUCGCCAUCGAAGGUCAAUCUCGGAACAUAAGUUAUUACGACCAUUGAAAUUGAUUUCCAGGAUUGAUAAAGGGGAACAGCCCACUGUACAGUCUGAGCCUCCGACGGGGGAUGAAAUGUCCCGAGCCUCCACCCCUAAACGCCCUCGCAGUGUCACUCCCCGGGCAGCCCCUGUACUAAGUCGCAUGGUGGAAGCACAGGCCCUCCUGGACACAGACGGCUCAACCGAAGGCACCCAGUCUGGGACGGAAGAGAAAGAUGAGGGAGACUCCGAGCCGUCUGCGUCCGCGCUGUCUCUCCGAUUGCAGGAGAUGUUCGGCUUUAAGACGCCAGAGAAGGUAGUUGUCGAGUAUGCAUGCUCUCUGCUGCAAAGUAUGCUGCUGCAGGGGUACAUGUAUGUCACAGAGGGACACAUCUGCUUCUACGCCUACCUUCCCAAGAAAUCUACCGUGGCUAUCAAAUCCGGGUAUCUGCACAAACGUGGUCGGAAGAACCCCAAGUAUAACCGGUAUUGGUUCUCGCUGAAAGGGGAUGUUCUCUCAUACUAUGCCGACCCAUCAAAUCUUUACUUCCCCAGCGGCCACGUCGAUCUACGAUACGGAAUCUCCGCUUCUCUGGCCGAUUCGAAGGAAAAAGGACAUGAUACUCGGGAUUUUCAAGUCACAACGGAUCAACGAACGUAUUAUUUCAGGGCUGAUAGCUCUGCCAGCGCCAAGGAGUGGGUUAAAGCUUUGCAGAAAGUCAUCUUUCGAACCCACAACGACGGCGAGAGCAUCAAGAUUUCCUUUCCAACUAAGAGUAUCAUUGACAUCGAGGAGAGCCCCAUGGUCGAGUUCGCUGAAACGUUCAAGAUACGGGUGGUUGAGAGUGAGGAGACGUUCGCAAUUGACGAGUUCUAUUUCACAUUCUUCAACUAUGGCCAGGAUGCGUUCAAUUUCCUUAAAGGCCUAGUGGGUGAUUCUUCACUGAACCGAUCUCAAGUCUUAUCGCCCCAGCCAGAUCACAUGGCUCGUUCUCGCCGUUCUCGAGCGUCCCAGAAUAGAUGGUCCCUGACCAGUGCGACCAGCCAACCUCGAGCCAUCGGAAAUGCCAGCGCGCAACGACUGAGAAGCGCAAGCACUGGCCAAUUCGGGUUUGGCCAUGAUGCCCUUACGAUGUCUCCACCACCAAGACAGCAGGACUCGUCUCUAUCAUUCGGCAACUCCAUGGAGCAGGCAACUGACUCGUCAGCUAUCUUGCAGUCGAUGACCGAUACAGCCGAAUCCGCGAGCCAGAUAUUGAACCGAAGCGACGUUUUCCAAUCGCCUACGAUUCACACUCUGCGGAGGGGGCCCGAUAAAAGCAGUGCUCGUCGGCACUCAGAUGAGACGGCUCGGUCGGUGCACACGCACGCCGGGCCAAGAUAUACGAAAGAUGGGCAAGAGAUUCAGUAUGCCAUGAGCGAUUCUGACCAAUGCACUCAUAGUCCCUCUAAGAGUACCACUGGGCCCACCUUGAACGAGAUUGUUAAAGCUGGAACUUACCCACUGCAACGCGCGGCGGGUUUUGCGGAAUACCUGAAAUCCCGAUCAAAGCAGAUGAGCAACUUACUGGCAAGUGAAUCAAUGGGGUAUAUAGAAAAGGUCUCUGGUAUGUGGGCGGGUAACCGCAAGCAUUACGGGGAGUACGAAGGCAUACUCCCGGAUGAUCAGGCAGUUGACCCCGAAGACAAAGACACUGGCUGCAAGGAUGGCGACCGAUUCCGUGCGCACUUUGCCCUUCCGUCGACCGAAAAGCUGCAGGCUACCUAUUACGCAUACCUACACCGUGUGCUCCCGUUGUACGGUAAAAUAUAUAUCAGCCAGAAGAAGCUCUGCUUUCGGAGUCUUCUCCCGGGAACUCGGACGAAGAUGAUACUGCCUUUGAAAGAUGUCGAGAACGUGGAUAAGGAAAAAGGGUUCCGCUUUGGCUACCAUGGGCUUGUCGUGGUCAUCCGCGGCCACGAAGAAUUGUUCUUCGAGUUCAGCGCCUCUGAUGCCCGAGACGAUUGUGCCGUUACGUUACACCAGGGCCUUGAAUCCAUGAAGUUUUUGGCGGAGUCAGGAUACCUUGCAGAAGAAGAGGAGAAAUACGAGUCCGAAGCAGCAAGCGCUGAGCACCGCAUGCUACAGGAAGCGAGGCUGGAUACUUCGGGGAUGCAGAGUUCCCACUCAAUGCUGGCCGAGUCUUCCGAACUGCACCCAAUCUUUGAUGAUCCCCGCGCCUCGAUCAUCAAUUUCAAGCCUACCGAGUCCCUGAGAAUCACUUGUCUUACCAUCGGUUCACGCGGUGAUGUACAACCCUAUAUUGCAUUGUGCAAAGGGUUGCUUGCUGAGGGUCACCGGCCUAAGAUCGCAACCCAUGCCGAGUUUGAGCCCUGGGUGAGGAAGCAUGGGAUCGACUUUGCUUCAGUUGAUGGAGAUCCAGCAGAGCUUAUGCGGAUAUGUGUUGAGAAUGGGAUGUUCACCUACUCUUUUCUCAAGGAGGCUUCACUGAAGUUCCGUGGCUGGAUUGAUGACCUGCUAUCCUCUGCGUGGAGAGCUUGCCAGGAUAGCGACCUCCUCAUCGAAUCCCCCAGCGCAAUGGCCGGUAUACAUAUCGCCGAGGCCCUCCGGAUCCCUUACUUCCGUGCCUUCACAAUGCCUUGGUCAAGAACACGAGCAUAUCCACAUGCAUUCGCUGUCCCGGAGUAUAAAAUGGGCGGUGCAUACAACUACAUCACAUAUGUCAUGUUUGACAAUGUCUUCUGGAAGGCGAUCGCGGGACAGGUGAACCGCUGGAGAAAGAAAGAGCUGGGGCUCAAAGCGACCGGCUUGGACAAGAUGCAGCCGAACAAAGUCCCGUUCCUUUACAACUACUCGCCUUCUGUAGUGCCCCCACCACUCGACUACCCGGACUGGAUUCGCAUCACAGGGUACUGGUUCCUGAGCGAAGGGAACAACUGGACACCACCAGCAGGGCUGAUCCAGUUCAUCCAACGCGCUCGCGAGGAUGGCAAGAAGAUUGUCUACAUUGGGUUCGGGUCGAUCGUUGUGUCAGACCCGUCCGCGCUCACGCGAACAGUUGUCGAAUCUGUACAGAAGGCCGACGUUCGCUGUAUCCUUUCUAAGGGCUGGUCUGAUCGUCUCGGAGACCCGGCCAGUGCAAAGUCGGAAAUCCCUCUGCCUCCCGAAAUCUUCCAGAUUCAGUCAGCACCCCAUGACUGGCUCUUCUCCCAGAUUGAUGCUGCCGCGCACCACGGAGGGGCUGGUACCACAGGAGCCAGCCUGCGUGCGGGUGUGCCUACCAUCAUCAAGCCCUUCUUUGGAGACCAAUUUUUCUUCGGAACGAGAGUUGAAGACUUGGGGGUAGGAAUCUGUAUGAAGAAGCUUAACGUGAGCGUAUUCUCGCGGGCUCUCUGGGAGGCCACCCACAGUGAGCGGAUGAUCGCGAAAGCCCGGGAGCUAGGCGUGCAAAUCCGGAGUGAGGAUGGAGUGGAUACUGCCAUCCAGGCAAUUUACCGGGAUCUCGAGUACGCCAAAACCUUGGCUCGUCAGCGCUCCAUCGUCUCGUCAACGCCAUUUUCUCCCACCCCCACGGCCAAGACCGUGGCGGAACAAGAAGCCGACGAUGAUGUCGCCGAGGCCGACAUCGAGGAGUGGACAUUUGUGGAUGAUGCCGAUAUCCAAGCAAGA
Messenger RNA from Aspergillus heteromorphus CBS 117.55, 4516 nucleotides. RefSeq names its product UDP-glucose:sterol glycosyltransferase (gene atg26). The record is from RefSeq and is a predicted model, not a curated record. Lineage: Eukaryota; Fungi; Ascomycota; Eurotiomycetes; Eurotiales; Aspergillaceae. Gene Ontology annotation, biological process: carbohydrate metabolic process. Gene Ontology annotation, molecular function: UDP-glycosyltransferase activity; hexosyltransferase activity. The annotation marks the transcript as partial. The transcript has 3 exons.